Messenger RNA from Spodoptera exigua (beet armyworm), 1530 nucleotides. The record is from the annotation of a GenBank genome assembly. Lineage: Eukaryota; Metazoa; Arthropoda; Insecta; Lepidoptera; Noctuidae.
GAAAUGUCAAAUAUCUGAUAAGUUGAUGGACGGCCGGCUAAGCUGUUCUGAGACAGGUUCCUAGAAUACUUUCACUUUACUAUUCUAUUAAGAAUUUUCAGGGCCGCAGUUCUCGUAACGUGGUGCGCCUGUCUUGGCGUGGUAUUUAUUUAAUAUCUGACGAAACAAGUGCGUUCCAUUAGAGCCACGUAUACAAUUAGAAUUGUUUUACGUAAACAGCGAGUCUCUUGUCGCUUGUAAAGCAUGCGUACGUAAUUUUAUUCAAAUUAAAAACAAGUAACCGAUUGAAAAUGGGUAUGGAGAAAUAUAACAAUAUGGAUGGCAAGCCGUCAGAAUACCUGUAUCCUCCUGAGAUACUCAAGCGUUUGGACUUUGACAAAAGUCCAGCGAAAUUUAAGCCCAAGAUCAGUGCGGCAAACCCUGAGGAAGACUGGAUGGUCGUAAGGCCACUGCAGAGGUCUGAUUACGACAAAGGAUUCCUGCAACUACUUGGACAACUGACCAGUGUUGGCAAUGUCACAAGGAAGCAGUUUGAAGAUCGUUUCACCAAGAUGAAACAGUCUGGUGGAUACUACGUCACAGUGAUCGAGGACACACGUAUAUCUAAGCUGAUUGGAGCAGCCACACUCACCAUCGAACAAAAGUUCAUACAUAACUGCUCAGUGAGGGGACGUUUAGAAGAUGUGGUUGUUAAUGAUACAUACAGAGGCAAGCAGCUAGGAAAAUUGAUCGUAGUAACAGUAUCACUGCUAGCCCAGGAGCUUGGUUGCUACAAAAUGUCUUUGGACUGCAAAGACAAACUCAUCAAGUUCUACGAGACACUCGGAUACAAGCUGGAACCCGGAAACUCUAACGCUAUGAACAUGCGGUUCGAGGAUCCAUCUUGACAAUUAGCCGCUGGGACAUCCGACCUGCGCUCUAAACUGUAAGUACGUCAAGGGGCCGAGCAGACAUCACGGCACAUCCAUACAGCACCCUUAUUACAUCUAUUUACAAAGAAAUGACGUCAAUAAUAUUCUGAAGACGAAUUCUUGUGUUGUUUUUCUUUCAUUAUUAAAGUUUGUUGUGCCAAGGUUGUGAAUUGGUUGUCAUUUAUUGCUUUUUACAAGUUUUGUAUUUGGUAAUUAUAAAUUUUUUAUACUUGUGUAAAAUAUUCAAUGAAUUAUUGAUAUAAUUUCAGAUAUAUACAUGUAAAUUAUUAACUCUCAUUACCUAAUCACAUAACGCACUCGUUAUCACGUUCGUUGCGUAGUUGUUAUCGUAAAGCAGGAAAUUUAUAUUUGAGUACUUCAUUGAAUAGCCUUGAAUCAAUUCAAUUGUCAUGUGAGUAAAACAAUUUCAAGGCCUUGCGAAUUUAUUGUUAAAAGUAUAGGUAAAAUUUAAACCAAUCACAGUGGCCAAUAUGACAUUAAUGACAGUUCAUCAACCAAUCAGAAACAUGGGGUAGUUUUCAUUCGUAUUUUACCUAUUGUUAUUACCUAUUUGUUGUCUACAAAAGCACAGUUUUCUUGCUAUUAGCUUCUUGUCUUG